Drosophila biarmipes is the source of this 2643-nucleotide messenger RNA. It is a transcript of the gene CCHa2-R, whose product is annotated as neuropeptide CCHamide-2 receptor. Lineage: Eukaryota; Metazoa; Arthropoda; Insecta; Diptera; Drosophilidae. Gene Ontology annotation, biological process: G protein-coupled receptor signaling pathway. The transcript is spliced from 7 exons. The record is from RefSeq and is a predicted model, not a curated record. Bases 670 to 2034 code for a protein of 454 amino acids. Gene Ontology annotation, cellular component: membrane. Gene Ontology annotation, molecular function: G protein-coupled peptide receptor activity.
GAAACGGUCGAGGUUGGCCAAGAAGCACGCCACGCCUGCUCGUGAAACGAAAGUUCAAAACACGAGUACACACCAAAUAACCAUGCCGAACUCGCCCAGAGAAAUGUUCUUUUAAUGUGCGAUGGCCGUCGGUCGUUUUGCUGGUUGUGCCGCCAAAGCAAAAAGCUUACCCAUGUAAAUUUGAGUGUCAAAUAGUUGCAGGAAAUUGUGCGACGAACUGAAUCUUUACUUGAUUUACGUACAACAAAAUAGUAGACAAGUGCUAAGAACAAGCGAUCAAUUAUAGUUAACAAGGAUAAGCUGCCCUCUACUUUCCGCUUUUUUGUAUACCUCGUAUUAUUGGGAAGUGCAGAGUCUACCCUUCCCUUUGCUUCCGCCGCCAGCUGGAGAAAGUCAUUCUGCCGGAGCGGGCCAUCAACCGCCCUAAAGAGCUCUGCGGUACCGGCCGAAAACAAUGUGCAGAAUAAAACACGACCCCUUGGCAACACCAGGCACUCCAACAAUCACAGCAGCGACAUAGGCAUAGAGGAACAGGCCGAGGACCUGCGGCUUCGAGCCUUCGCCGGACGGAGCAGCCCUCGGAAGCGGAAGCGGCCCGGGCGAGGCCAUAAAACGCCACUCUUAAACAUCGGCAUUGAGACAUCAGACCCGGGAGCGGCUCACUCGAACAUGUACGUUGCCCUUGUGGACGUGGGCCAGACGCUGGCGGCCGGCCUGGCGGACGGGGCCAAUGAGAGCGUCCUCAUGGCAACGGGACAUGCUGCGGAGCAGGAACAGGGUCACUGGGUGGGCCAGAACGCCAGCGGCGACGGCGUAAUGGUGCCUUAUGUGCCCGUGCUGGACCGCCCGGAGACGUACAUUGUCACCGUGCUGUACACACUCAUCUUCAUUGUGGGAGUCUUGGGCAACGGCACGCUGGUCAUCAUCUUCUUUCGACACCGCUCCAUGCGCAACAUACCCAACACCUACAUUCUGUCCCUGGCCCUGGCCGAUCUGCUGGUUAUCCUGGUGUGCGUUCCCGUGGCCACAAUCGUCUACACGCAGGAGAGCUGGCCCUUUGAGCGGAAUAUGUGUCGCAUUAGCGAGUUCUUCAAGGACAUAUCCAUAGGAGUGUCGGUGUUCACACUGACCGCUCUGUCCGGGGAGCGGUACUGCGCCAUUGUGAAUCCUUUACGCAAGCUGCAGACCAAGCCCCUCACCGUAUUCACCGCUGCGAUCAUCUGGAUUCUGGCCAUCUUACUGGGAAUGCCCUCAGUCCUCUUCUCCGACAUCAAGUCCUACCCCGUGCUCACGGCCAUGGGCAACAUGACCAUCGAGGUGUGUUCCCCAUUCCGCGAUGCGGAGUAUGCAAAGUUCAUGGUAGCUGCGAAAGCUCUUAUAUAUUACCUGUUGCCGCUGUCCAUCAUUGGAGCGCUCUACAUCAUGAUGGCCAAGCGCCUUCACAUGAGUGCCCGCAACAUGCCCGGGGAACAGCAGAGCAUGCAGAGCCGCACCCAGGCCAGAGCACGUCGUCAUGUGGCCCGCAUGGUGGUGGCUUUCGUGGUGGUGUUCUUCAUCUGCUUCUUUCCGUACCACGUGUUCGAGCUGUGGUACCACUUCUAUCCCACGGCGGAGGAGGACUUUGAUGACUUCUGGAACGUGCUACGCAUCGUGGGAUUCUGCACGAGCUUCCUCAACUCGUGCGUCAACCCCGUGGCCCUCUACUGUGUCUCUGGGGUGUUCCGGCAGCACUUCAACCGCUACCUGUGCUGCUUCUGCGUCAAGCGGCAGCCUCAUGUGCGGCAGCACUCCACAGCCACGGGGAUGAUGGACAACACCAGCGUGAUGUCGAUGCGUCGCUCCACCUACGUGGGUGGAGCCGGAGGGGUGGGUGCUAAUCUGCGAGCCUCCCAGCACAGGAACAGCAGUCUUCACCGGCAGGCCUCGACGCCACUGCAGCACGGAAAUGGUCACGGAACUGGGGGGGACGAGACGGGCCAUGGACCUGGCUGGGUAUCAGGCGGUCGCGCAGCGGCCGUGGGCGAAAAGAGGUGAGGCACGCUCAUUGUGCAGUUGCUGGAUGAGGAGGCUGUGGUGUCCUCGCAGGCAGACGAGCAGCUCUGAGCGGAGAUAAUAGGCUUGCACCACCCUCACUUAGAAACGCACGCACUAUGCACUCGACCCCAUCCGCCCAGUCUGUCUCUGGCCUGCUAAUUUGUUUGUUAGUACGGGGCUUGAUAAUCGCCAAUCGCACCCAAGCCGCUUCGAUUUGGAAAGGAGGAUGUUAUGUAUUGUCGACGAUAAAGCUUUUCCUGGGUGAAACGGACAGACGAUUUGGGCACCAAUAGCAUUUAAUUUAAUUUAGUGCCGUUGUAUAUAUUAAUGAUGCGUUAACAAGCUUUUCAACAUGAAAACACAUUUUCGUUUGUAACCGUGUUCCGUACCAUAGUCGUAUAUUGUGUGUUAAUUAAGCUUCCAAGCACACUAAAUGUAACUCGUUCUUACCUGUCGCAGUGCAAUAAAAUAGAAUAAGCCACAAAGCCAAGACCCAAAUGGAUGCAUAUACCUAGCUAAUGACCGAAGAUAUAAAUUGCAUAUACAUAUUAAUAGGCUUAACCGAUGUUAGCACAUGCAUACUGUAAAUAAAGAAUUCCAUAAAUGUUA